AUGUCGGGAUCAACACUGGUAGUGGCCGCGAUUCGCCGCCAGCCUGCUCAGUGCUUGUUCCGAAUUGCGCACCAGCGAUACUGCCGAAGCAGCAGCAGCAGGGCAUCGCCAUACAGCGUGGCGCGCUUUGGGUCGUCCAGUCAGAGGCUCAGCCAGAGGUUCAAUGGCACCUGCAGCAUUGGAACAGCGUCCAGUGCGAUCGACGCAGCUACCUCGAGCAAGACCAGGGCAGCCACUGUGACGUGUGGGAAGCGACAAGUCUCGUUUCGGCAAGAUGUCAUGGCCUGGCAAGCUGACGGCUCCGUCAUUGCCGAGGAUGGCGGCAGUGCAGUGCUUGGGACGGUCAUGGCCAACCCACAUGACGUGCAGAGGGGCAAGCGUGUCAACGUGACAUACCAUGAGCCAGACGCAUCUGUCAAUGUCAUCUUCAAGAACUUUCUCCGCCGCCAGCUCUCCGAGACAGAGCGAGAGGUGGUCACCACAUCCGUGCUGCGCCACGUGCUUGUUCCCCGGCUUCGCGGCAACCACACCUUGCACCAGCAUCGGCUGUGCCUGCGCUGA
Salpingoeca rosetta is the source of this 561-nucleotide messenger RNA. RefSeq lists its product as uncharacterized. The record is from RefSeq and is a predicted model, not a curated record. The transcript has 3 exons. The coding region runs from base 1 to 561 and encodes 186 amino acids. Lineage: Eukaryota; Choanoflagellata; Craspedida; Salpingoecidae.